AUGGCCAAGCGUAUACGUUCCCUAGCUUCCGUUCUGUGGGAUACGGAUCUUGAAGCAAGCGAUCAAGAAGGUUACCAGAUUCAGGAGGUGGAUGCAGUCCAAAAAACCAGGAGACUAGAGAAAGAGAAUGCUGAUCUCUUGGCAGAGGUGACCCAUUUACGACAAGAAAACACGUUGCUGAAGAUCCCGAAGCCAAGGCCCACAGAGCCUAGCCAGCUGUGCCGUACCCGACCGGAGCUUUUGCGAACCUGGCCACUGCAGAGAUGGGAGCUGAAGAAUCGUCGUGCCGGAAUGGAAGCAGCACCACCGGCUACAGAUGUGUCUACUGAAACCCCAGACAAGGUUCUCAAGAAGAUGCGUGCAGAGAAGCCAACAGAAAUUGAACCACCAAAGCCCCGUCGCUUGUAUGAGUCCCCGUACUACAGUCCCUCUCCUGCCAAACCCGGACAGUUGGAGGGCCUCCAAGCUCCAGCAUAUCCCGGACACCUUGGCGAAACAGGAGAGUCACCGGAUGAGGUCUGUGCGCUCAAGGCCAUGAACAUGCAACUUGAAGCUGAGAAGGCAGGAUUGGAGCAAGAGGUUGCCAAUCUUAGAAAGCAGCUGAGUGACAUGACCCUGAACCAACCAGAUGAAGGGGAUACCCAGAAUGAACACACGUUCCCAUCUACUACGGAUGAAGCAGUUCGCAAGAUGCUUCAGGUUCCCCUUGAGAUCCACAAUGAGUGGAAGCAGGGAGGAGCUAGCCGUGCACGUUUGCAAGAACUCUUUCAACAGUGCAACUUUGACAAGGCGACCUUCAUCAACUACGUCACUGUGGAGACAGAGAAGCGCCAGAGCGUCAAAGUGAAGGUGAAGGCUCAGUGGGCCAGUGAAGACAAGAUGCGUGAGGUCUUGAAGUUUAGCGCGGCCAGAAUCAAGGCUGUCAAAGACUACUGUGAGAAGAAGGGUGAUCAUACCAAGUGGGACAAAUAUGAAUCCAAAACCUUGUUUUGGGUGGAGGAAGAAGUAGAGGCUGAGUAUGAAUCCAGUCGUUCAAAGACCACACGUGAGCAGUUUAACUAUGAAACCGAGCAGCCAGCUCCGGAUGCUUUGCUUGAAGCAGCUGCACCCCUGACCUUGGACAUGGCCGAUGUGCGAGACACCCCGACAGGGCUUCCUGGCCAAAGUGGUGGCAGUACGGAUGACCAGAAGCGCCCAACACCUACUGCUCCUGUCCUGCCACAAGUCCAGAAGAAUGAGAAAGCCUCCCAAGUGAUUUUGAAGUACUUGGAUGGAACCACCAAACGCAUCGGAAAGAUUUCCGAGUUGAAAGUCAAGUACGAGACGAUUCCCCAGGAGCUCAAGACAGCAACACAUGAUGCGUUUGUCAACAAGUUGACCUCUAUCACCGAUUCCUUGGAGAAGCAGCAGACUUCCAUCAACGAGAUCUACGCUGAGGGUGCAGUGGAAGGGUACUCUGUUGAGGCCCAGGAAUCGUUGUCGAUGGAAGCCCGUUCCAAGUCGAUCCCAAUCCCGAAAGCUAAGAGUAGCGCAGUGCCGGCCGGAAAGGCCAAAGCGAAAGCCAAAGUGAAGGCAAAGGCAAAGCCUGAGCCAGCUCCGAGCCAGGCGGCCAAAGCGGCCCCAAAGCGGGCAGCCGCUCGUCAAGCCAAGCCAGGAGUCAUGCUGAAAAACUUGGCCCUUUCGAUGGCCGAUGGAGCUCCCGCUACUCGUUUGAAGAGAUUUGCCUUGAGCGCGAUUGAGGAAGCCAAACAGGAGGGAUCCCAUGAAGUUUCAGCGGCCAUCAAAAAGGCUGGCAAUAUGACUGUUGACAACUUGAAAAAUGCAGAACGUGAUCUUCACAUAUUGUUUCGCAAGUAUGGGAAACUGGCCGAGAAGGUUGGCAAAGGUAUUUGCCCUGAAUGCCUAGCUGGGUUAGAUGAUCUUCCUUUUGAAGAUGUUUCAUGGAACCCGAGAUGGCUGCCAAGUGAGGGGUUGGAAAACCCUUGGGAUGAUGAUGAUGUUUCACCACUGCUCCAAAUUCCUGGUCAUACUGCAAGGCAACAUGAAAUCUUUCGGAAAGACCCAUUUCACAUCUUCAAGCAAACGGUUGGUGGCCAUUGGGUUGCAAGUGCCAUCGUUCUGUUGAGUGACCUUGGAUAUUGGUCAUCCCCGGGUCAAUCAAAUCAAGCUGAUGUUUUGCUGGAGGUUGCUUAUCAAGAUUUCCAUCACUUUAUGAAAGACGAGUGGCAAGGUCACCAUGUUGCCAACAUCAAGAACUUUACCCGGGCAUUGUUGCACUGGCCAAAGAUUAGGACAUUCCCCUACGGUCGCUUCAAAGGGUCAGACUGCAUGCUGAUGAUUCGUUGGCUAGCAAAAGUGAUCCAGAAGGGAGUCUUAAUGAAAGAAACCAAUCAGAGACAAGGAGUCAGCUUGCUUGAUCGCCCUCUUGAAGCCUGGCACAAACCAUUCCUACAGAACAUCCUGUUGGGGAGCACGGCAUCUGUGGAGUUUUUCCGCAUUUUGCACACUCAAGGUGUUUGGCUUUCCAGGGAAACAUCACGGAACUUGGCUCUACAUUGCUACAACUUUACCAACAGCUACAGUGGGUUGGCGCGCUUGUGCCAUGGUCAGGGCUUGAGGCGUUUUACUUUGGAGCCCUCUUUGCACUAUUUCCAUCACUAUGCGGUUGAUGUGACUGCCAGACUUCAGGCGCAAGAUUCUCAUAUCUUGUCUCCGAACCAGGACAAUUGUGAGAUGGAUGAGGAUUUCGUUGGCAGGAUUUCACGACUAAGUCGUGCAGUCCAUGCCUCCACUACAACGCAACGAACGUUGCAGCGAUACUUAAUCAAGGUUUGGUUUGUUCUCACAGGUCAGGACUGGGGAGCGAGUGGCUCCACCAAAAGAAAACGAAAGUUGACUAGAACCGGGGGAGUUAAAAAAAGGAAACAUCAGAAUCAGGUGAACAACCCCUGA
Messenger RNA from Cladocopium goreaui, 2952 nucleotides. The record is from the annotation of a GenBank genome assembly. Lineage: Eukaryota; Dinophyceae; Suessiales; Symbiodiniaceae.